Messenger RNA from Ahaetulla prasina, 2856 nucleotides. It is a transcript of the gene ANGPTL5, whose product is annotated as angiopoietin like 5. The record is from RefSeq and is a predicted model, not a curated record. The transcript is spliced from 8 exons. The coding region runs from base 57 to 1220 and encodes 387 amino acids. Lineage: Eukaryota; Metazoa; Chordata; Lepidosauria; Squamata; Colubridae.
UUUUUUUCAAGGCAAUUUGAAACCGUUUGAAAAAUGUUUAUUCUUCCAACUCAGACAUGAUCUACCCUAAUCGAUCUACCUCACUGAUCUUCCUAAAUAUUAUAUUUUCGAUUUGGGCUGAUUCGAUAGUUCAUAGUGUCGAGCCAUGUUCUGCAAUGGGCAAUUCCACAGCAACCGUAGCAGCGGAGCCCGCCAAUCUAGUAACAAAAAAUCUCUCCAUGGACAAUUUAGAGAAGAAAAAGAAUGAGGCAUCCUCUGAUUCUCAACCUAAGCUAUUAAGGGAAGGAAAACACUAUAUGUGUCGGAAUUUGCAGAAUUCUCUAAUUGAAUAUGCAAGAAGUACUAAGAAGAUGAUACGGAACAUGAUGGAUGAUCACCAGUCUUCUCUAGAUUAUCUCUCCAAUCAGAUUAAUGAACUUAUGAGCCGAGUUAUGCAAUUAAAUACAGACAUGUCCAGAAAACCAAUUGAUGUAUUUCCCCAUCGAGCAGUCCAGUCUCAUGGUUUAGAUUGCAGUGAUAUUAAAGAUACCAUUGGAUCAGUUACAAAAACUCCAAGCGGUUUAUAUAUAAUCCAUCCAGAAGGAGCAAGUUAUCCCUUUGAGGUUUUGUGUGAAAUGGAUUUUAGAGGAGGGGGAUGGACAGUGAUUCAGAAGAGAACUGAAGGAGCAGUUGAGUUUCAAAGGACAUGGUCUGAAUAUUUGGAUGGAUUUGGCGACCUUUCAGGGGAAUUUUGGCUCGGCCUCCGGAAGAUUUUCCACGUAACAAACCAGAAAGAAACCAGUUUCAUGCUUUACAUAGACUUGGAGUCUGAAGAUGACAUGUAUGCAUAUGCAUCGUAUGACAGCUUUUGGCUAGAGGAUGAAGUGUGCUCCUUCAAAAUACAUCUAGGACGUUAUUCUGGAAAUGCUGGUGAUGCAUUUCGGGGAUACAGGAAAGAAGAUAACCAGGAUACAUUACCUUUCAGUACCUUUGAUGUGGAUAACGAUGGUUGCAAUCCAGCCUGCUCUCUCCAAGAACCACCUAUCAAGAGCUGCAGUAACUUUAGUGAGAAGACAGGCUGGUGGUUUAACCAAUGCGGUCUUGCAAAUCUUAACGGUGUCCACCGAUUCACAAGGAAGUUGCUGGUAUCAGGUAUCCAGUGGGACACCUGGAAGGUUGAUAACAAGCCAGUUAAAAUUAAAUCUGUGUCAAUGAAGAUCAGGAGAACAUACUUCAGAUAAGAGGAUAAUGUCAUUAACAUCCAGAAAUUUAGGCUGCCUAAUAGCACUUCUCAGUCUAAUAUACAUAACAUUUUAGUGUAACAAUUUAUUGAAAGAUUUGAGGCACUUUGCACACUGCAUUAUUUUACAAUUGCACUCUUCAGGACAAUGUAACUACAUUUCCACCAUAAAUGCAUUUGUGAUAUUUUACUGCACUGCUGAAUGUAUCAGUGACUUACUGUAUUAGCAUGCCAUCACCGGAUUGGAAAGCUAUAAGCAUGAUAAUUCCAAUUCUCCUCUUUUGCUGCUGCAGAUCAUCUUAUCUUUAGAACAGUCAGCAGAAUUGCAGACCUGCAAAUCUAAAAUAUCAACGUUACUUUAAGACAGGGGUCUGCAAACUUGGCUCUUUUAAGACUUGUGGCUUUGCUGGCUGAGGAACUCUGGGAGUUGAAGUCCACAAGUGUUAAAAGAGCCAAGUUUGCAGACCACUGCUUUAAAAGAAAGGAUAUGAAAGGAACAUAAUUGCACAAGCAAUUGUAGUAAAUCAGCAAAGGUAGUAAACCAUACGGCAAGAUGAGAGAUGCUUUUAAUUUUUUUAGUGAAUGAUGAAAAUGGGGGAAUCAUCCUCAACAUGGUUAAAUAUCUGACUCUGCAAAGGUAACAUUCAGACUGUGGUUAAACUUUUUUUAAGAGAUAAGAGAAGAAUACAGUUAGUCCUCUUUAAGCAACUGUUCGUAGUUAUGACAGAGAUGAACAUGUUUGGGACCGACCAACCCUUGCAUUUAUGGACUUUGCAGGUCUGUAUAACAAAGGAAAGUUGAAGUAAGAUCAUCAGCACAGUGGUGGGCUCACUUAGUGACCACUUUGCUUAACGAACAAGUUGCUGAUCUCUACUGGGGUCAUUAACUGAGGACUACCUGCCCUGGGGAAAAGGCCCAGGGGUAGGCUACUGGGGGUUCAGGAGAACCUCUAGCUAAGAUUCUGUACAGUACGGAGAACCCCCAAAUCCCACUCCUGGCUGGCCCUGCCCACCAGGGGUAAGUUAUACUUACCUUUACUACCGGUUUGCAGCAGGAUUGCGCGCUUCCUGAUGACGUCGGGGUUGGUGGACGGUGCCUCCCCCCCCCCGGUUUUACUAUCAAUUCACAAGAACCGGUCCGAACUGGGGGCAACCCACCACUGCUGCCCACCCUGCCCCUCCCCUCCCAGGAGUCCCCACGCAGCCUGUUUUGGAUGCAGGAAAGUGCAGGGCACGCAAUGGAGGUUCGGGGAAGGCGAAAAAUGGGCCUACUGGAAGUUUGGGAAGGCUGGAAACCUCUGGGCCUCCAGAGCCUGGGGAAGCCAUUUUUGCCCUCCCGGAGGCUUGAGAAAAAGCCCCCCCACCCCUGCCAUGGUGCAGGAGGCUGACUAGGCCACGCCCACCAUGGCUACGCCCACCCAGCAACCAGGCAGAGAACCCCUUGCUAAAGUUUUUGAAGCCCACCCCUGAAAAGGCCUUCUACCUUAUUUGAGGCUGGUUAUUUACAAAAGAGAACUUCUUUGCAGUACAGGUAGUCCCCAAUUAAUGUUAUAUUUUACAUCGUUAAUAUCUGGAAUGUAUUCUAUUCUCUUUAACAAAUGCUUUGUUACAGCCUUUUAAAAUAAAUACUAUCACUUG